AUGAAGCCUGUUAUCCGCUCUCACUCUCCACUCAGCGACCUUCCUAUCGAGAUUCUCUUGAUCAUCUUCAAAGAAGCAGCCCAGCCGACGUUUUCCCAAAGGGAGAAAUAUGAUAAUAAAAAUCCUUACUCAACCGCCCUAUCCCUAUGUCUCGUCUCUCGACUUGUCAGACGUACCAUCCUCCCCGAUUUCCUGCACACGAUCUUGCUCCGCCGACGUCGCAGCGUGGAGAAGUUCGCAAAUGCUCUGCUUAUGCAGAAAGCGUACGCUGAGAAGCAAAGCGAUCUUUUCUUCGACUAUACCUCCGUUGUACAGAGGAUGUGGAUUUGUGACGCAUUUGACUAUUCCCUCAAUGCACAAGCCCAGUCCUGGGACUCAUGGAUGGACGUGAUGGUCGAAUCUCACUUAAAAGAGAUUGAGCUCAAGCGCAACAUGAGCGUGCUUCUUCCUGUGAUCCUUGCUGCGCCAGCACUUGUGAUUGACCGCCGCCAUUUAAAGCUUGUCCUUGAGCUUGAGGGCGCGGAGAACGCUUGGUCUUCCCGCACCGAUCACAAUAUCAGCGGACAAUCCACUUUUUCUGGGAAAACCAAAAGUUUGACGAUAAUACGUCAAAGCAUCAACCAUGUCCUGAACGUAUUCCGGAACAUUUCCAAAGGAUCUGUUUUCCUUGCAUCAAUCCAGCGUCUCACUUAUCUAACCGAUUUGGCUGAGGACUCAUGCAUUUUUCGCGGCAUCAGCAGUGGCGUAGACUCGCCAAAAAAUCCGCUGUCUCUUUGGAUGCGCGACCUUCCGUGGGCUCAUAUGAAGAGCCUUGAAACCUUUUCAGUGGUCUACCCGCAUCUGCCUGCCCCCUACGAUUUCCAGUCAUAUGUCACAAGGGGACUAGACUUGCAUGUGGAGCGACUCACGGUGUCUGCUGCCCUUUACAAGCAGGGCCCUGAAUCCUUCCCGUGGGUGACACCACCAUUUCCUGUGACGGAUCCUGGAACGAAGAGGACAGAAUCGGAUGGUCUGUCCUUCGAGGUUUCACGUGACAAGACCCACUUGACACAAGCGUUUUGCUCGUGGGAUAAAGCUUGGGCUUCCGGGUUAACCGACGGAUGAGGUGGUGUUAUGAAGAUGAUUUAACUUAGAUAUGUGCCCGCUCGUAUUCGGGUCUGCUUCUUACUGUACUCUCACCAUAGACUUCCCAUACCCAAUAGAUAGGACGGAGACUGUAUGAUUCAUGAGCCAUUA
Messenger RNA from Suillus discolor, 1236 nucleotides. RefSeq lists its product as uncharacterized. The record is from RefSeq and is a predicted model, not a curated record. The transcript has a single exon. Bases 1 to 1104 code for a protein of 367 amino acids. Lineage: Eukaryota; Fungi; Basidiomycota; Agaricomycetes; Boletales; Suillaceae.